AUGGGAUUGUUCCACGGCCACCAAGGGCGCCUGGAACAGUUGGAACAAGAGCUGGAGCGACAGCAAGAGGCAGAGAGAAACUUGAGGAACAAGAUUGAGCGACAAAAAGAGCUAGAGGAAAAGUUCUUAAGGCUGGAGUCUGCUCUUAAAAGUCAAAAUUCUUGUAGCGAUCGAGAAGAUUCUCCCUUAAGAGGAGAGGAUCCGUUUAGCGAGGACAUCAUGAGGGUAAAAGUUCCAAGGAACUUCAAAAGCCCUGAUAUGGACCUCUACGACGGAACCACUGAUCCAAAGCAUCAUUUAAGCAAUUUCAAAAGUCGGAUGUACUUGGCUGACUCUUUUGAUGCUACUCGCUACAAAGCUUUUCUGACAACUCUCACCAAAGCAGCGAUGAAGUGGUUCGAUAGUCUCCCUCCGAGGUCGGUCACUAGUUUCGACGACCUCUCGCAGAAGUUCCUCAUGCGAUUCUCGAUCCAAAAGGAUAAAGUAAAGCACGCACCGAGUCUCCUGGGAGUAAAGCAGGAGGUCGGAGAACCUUUAAGGGACUACAUGAAAAGGUUCAACAAAGCGUGCUUGGAGAUCCAAGACCUACCCACGGAGGCAGUGAUUAUGGGCCUAGUAAAUGGACUUCGAGAAGGUCCUUUCUCCCAGUCCAUCUCGAAAAGGCACCCGACCUCCCUGAGUGAUGUACAGGAGAGAGCUGAGAAGUACAUCAACAUGGAGGAAAAUGCCCGACUUCGAGAACCAAAUUGGCGACCUGGGCACUCUCACUCAUCAAAAGAGAAAAAGAGAGAACCCAAGAAAAAAGAGGAGGCCGACCCUGAGAGGCCUAGGAGAUACCACUCUUAUACUCCUCUACGAGUUUCCCUAGUUGAUGUCUACAGGAAAAUUUGUCAUACUGAAAGACUACCUCCCCCUAGGCCCAUCAAAAAUAAAAAGGGGGGAGUCGUGACAACUACUGUGAGUACCAUAAGCUAUAUGGUCACUCAAAAAAUGAUUGUUACGACCUUAAAAAUGUGA
Molecule: messenger RNA, 1017 nt
Organism: Arachis duranensis
Lineage: Eukaryota; Viridiplantae; Streptophyta; Magnoliopsida; Fabales; Fabaceae
Exons: 1
Coding region: 1-1017 (338 amino acids)
Source: RefSeq, a predicted model, not a curated record